CUCACCGCCUUCUUUCUGAAGACGACGCGGUAGCCUUAGGUGCGGAGCGUGUUUGCGCCCGCUCCUGCUCCUGACUCACCGCUGUUCGCUCUCGCCGAGGAACAAGUCGGUCAGGAAGCCGCGCCGCAGCCAUGGCUUUUAAAGACACCGGAAAGACGCCCGUGGAACCAGAGGUGGCCAUUCACCGAAUUAGGAUCACCCUGACCAGCCGCAACGUCAAGUCCCUGGAGAAGGUGUGUGCUGACUUGAUCAGAGGAGCAAAGGAGAAGAAUCUGAAAGUGAAAGGACCUGUUCGGAUGCCUACCAAGACACUGCGAAUCACUACAAGAAAAACCCCUUGUGGUGAAGGUUCCAAGACAUGGGACCGGUUCCAGAUGCGAAUCCACAAACGGCUCAUUGACCUGCACAGCCCUUCUGAGAUUGUGAAACAGAUCACUUCCAUCAGCAUUGAGCCGGGAGUAGAAGUUGAAGUCACCAUUGCAGAUGCCUAAGCCAACCGACUGUCUUAAUAAAUUGACUACCACUUGUUAAA
Messenger RNA from Lepus europaeus (European hare), 532 nucleotides. It is a transcript of the gene RPS20, whose product is annotated as ribosomal protein S20. NCBI's taxonomy places the organism in Eukaryota, Metazoa, Chordata, Mammalia, Lagomorpha, Leporidae. The record is from RefSeq and is a predicted model, not a curated record. The transcript is spliced from 4 exons. Gene Ontology annotation, molecular function: RNA binding; structural constituent of ribosome. The coding region runs from base 132 to 491 and encodes 119 amino acids. Gene Ontology annotation, cellular component: cytosolic small ribosomal subunit; ribosome. Gene Ontology annotation, biological process: translation.